Molecule: messenger RNA, 342 nt
Organism: Marasmius oreades (fairy-ring Marasmius)
Lineage: Eukaryota; Fungi; Basidiomycota; Agaricomycetes; Agaricales; Marasmiaceae
Exons: 1
Coding region: 1-342 (113 amino acids)
Source: RefSeq, a predicted model, not a curated record
AUGUUAGGAUCGGACUUGGGGACUUGCAGGUCGGAUUCGGGGUACGAGUCAAUGGAAAGUGUCAAGAAGUUCAGAUCUCCCAACCUUAUCAUCACCCCGUGUUCAUCGACCCUUUUCCGUUUACCUCUCCCAGGCUUACAAUCGGAAUUGUUAGAUGCAUGUGCUUUCCUCAAAAUAGUACAUUCUAUGCCAAGCCAACCUCACCGAUGCAAUCUUCCUCCACCCGAUGGUUGCACCCUACGUCGCACGCAGCUGCCUGGCUCCUGGUACCGUCUCUUCGUACAUCCGCCGGCGUUGUCAGUAAUUGAUGAUGGUGUCGCGUUAAUUGGAGGCGCGAGGUGA